UUCCGUUAUUUGUUUACAAAUUUUGUAUUAAAAUUGCAAACUUGUCUUGAAAUUGUUUCAGAUUGUUUAAGAAUAGUAUUUUACAAUUAUAUUACUAAAAAUGGGAGUUGAUAUAAAAGAACAAUGGUUUUUGAAUAUCGUGGAGCAAUUAGAUGCUUUCUGUAACCAAGUUGAUGAGAAAAUAGCUAAAGAACAACAACAAUUGAAAGAAUGUAGAAAAAAGACUGAAUUGGAGACAAAACUAGCACAUGAAAUGAAGCUUAACUUGGAGCUGAGUGAGAGGCUGUCGGAGCUGUCCCGGCGCGGCGGGGAGCUGGACCGCGUAUGUUCAGCGCUGAGCACACUCUCCAUCACAGACAGCGACAAGCAACGCUUGGACAAUGCCAAAGAGACAUAUCAGCUGGCUAAGGAGCUAACAGGCAUACGGCUGGACUUUAGCGCGCCGCCUAACGUGGCGAAAGGAUUUAUCAAAAAUGAAGCUCGCAAGUUACUACAGCCUUUUGAAAUCGAUAUGACCGCUGGAGGCAACAGUGAAGCCCUAUGGAAUCUACUGCAAGCCACCACAGGCCCCGGCUGGCCGCAGCUUACAGACAAAGAGAACCGUCCUAUCAACUGAUUAGGGUGCUGGAUCUAAUGACUAACUUGAAAUAAAAAUAACAAUCCAGGAUAAUACACACUGCGCCAUCUAGGCCCGAACUAAGGAAAGUUAUUGGGUACUAAAAUACUA
Messenger RNA from Achroia grisella, 727 nucleotides. RefSeq lists its product as uncharacterized. The transcript has 5 exons. The record is from RefSeq and is a predicted model, not a curated record. Bases 101 to 616 code for a protein of 171 amino acids. Lineage: Eukaryota; Metazoa; Arthropoda; Insecta; Lepidoptera; Pyralidae.